GAGCAACUAAAAGCGUACCAUGUGCUUCUUAGUGCAUUGAAAAGAAAAUGUAAAGUUAACAACUAAACUUUUCCGUCGUUUGAGUUUGAUUUGUAUGGUUUGCUCGAACAUUUUUAGCUAUUUACGAACUACACCCGAUUCGAACUUUCCAGUUAGCAUGUUUGACAAUAACACUAAUUUUAAAAUUAAAGCAUGAUGAUAACUGAUUGAAUUUAGAGAGCGAAUUAUUUAUAAUAAGUUUAUAGACUUUACUUUAAAUUAAAUUUAAAAAUUCUAUAAUGUCUUCUUCUUAUAAAUUAAAAGAAUUCUCCCUGUGGAACGAAGUAUCAGAUGAAGCACUUUAUAAUGCUGCUCCAUGGAAAUUGGAGAAUUUACUUGAGACUUUUCAGAUGAAAAUAGUAUCAAAAAAUGAUGAAACUAUGGAAUUCGAUAUAGCUGGGUUGGGUCCACCAAUAGUGAAUGCAAUAAGACGUAUCCUGAUAGCUGAAGUACCUACUAUGGCAAUAGAUAAAAUUGAAAUGUAUAACAACACAACUAUUUUACCUGAUGAAGUUUUGGCUCAUCGAAUCGGCUUGAUUCCUUUUAAAGUGGAUCCUCGACUGUUUACCGAGAAAGCUCCAGAUGAUGAUCAAGGCACAGAAGAAGAUACAUUGACGUUUGAACUGAAAGUGAAGUGCACUAAAAAGCCUAAUACACCUAAAGAUAUCCUCGUUGUUAAUGAGACCACUUGUAAUCACCCAGUUGUGUAUUCAAGAGACUUUAAAUUUAUCCCCAUCAAGAAUCAGAAAGAAAUGUAUGGGGAUAUUAGACCUGUCUGUGAUGAUAUUAUGAUUUCGAAAAUGAAACCUGGACAUGAAAUUGAUUUGAAAGCCUACUGUUAUAAAAAUAUUGGAAGAGAACAUGCCAAGUUUUCCCCUGUUUCAAUUGCAUCCUAUCGACUUCUCCCUGAGCUUCGACUGCUUGAAGAGAUAUGUGGUGAUAGAGCAUAUAAAUUAGCUAGCUGUUUUCCUAAAGGUGUCAUUAAAAUAUCAAAUAAGAAAGGUAGAGAAGUCGCUAAAGUUGUAAAUUCUCGAAAUAUUACAUGCAGCAGAAAUGUGUUAUGCCAUGAAGAUCUAAAAGAUGCUGUUGAGAUUGUCAAAUUAAAAGAACAUUAUAUUUUUACAGUUGAAACCACUGGAGCUCUUCCUCCUGAGCAACUUGUCAAAGAAGCAAUUAACAUCUUGAAAGAGAAGUGUCGAUGUUUUUUGAAUGAACUCAAAAAAUUGGAAAUGUAGCCAUGUAUAUCAUUCAUUUAUGUACAAUCAUGAAAUGGAUGUAUUUUGAAUACUUUUUAUCCAUGUGCAUUGUUCUAAAUUCGACAAAGUAUUUUAUUCAUGUACCAUACAUUGUAAAUAUAAAGGUAUUGAACAUUUUCUAUGAUUUGUACAUAAUUAAAAUAUUUUUUUGUUUA
This is a messenger RNA of Parasteatoda tepidariorum (common house spider), 1450 nucleotides long. It is a transcript of the gene Polr1C, whose product is annotated as RNA polymerase I and III subunit C. Gene Ontology annotation, molecular function: protein dimerization activity. Gene Ontology annotation, biological process: DNA-templated transcription. The record is from RefSeq and is a predicted model, not a curated record. Lineage: Eukaryota; Metazoa; Arthropoda; Arachnida; Araneae; Theridiidae. Gene Ontology annotation, cellular component: RNA polymerase I complex; RNA polymerase III complex.